This is a messenger RNA of Lipotes vexillifer (Yangtze River dolphin), 4851 nucleotides long. It is a transcript of the gene RNF17, whose product is annotated as ring finger protein 17. The transcript has 35 exons. Bases 1 to 4842 code for a protein of 1613 amino acids. The record is from RefSeq and is a predicted model, not a curated record. NCBI's taxonomy places the organism in Eukaryota, Metazoa, Chordata, Mammalia, Artiodactyla, Lipotidae.
AUGGAGGCCGCGGUAUCCUCUUGCGGGCGUUUGGAGAGUAAGGGCCAGGUCUGGGGAGCCGCCGAGAACCUGUGCAGCCGGUGUGGAAGAAGGUCGUCCGGAGCUCCGGGUCACCACCAUGAACUUCAAUAUGGACGUGCUUUUUGUGAACUGUGCUUGUUAAUAACUGAAGAAUACAGCACAAUUACAUGCCCUGAUUGUGAGGUUGUUUCAACUAUAAAUACAAAACAAGAAUACUGCCCAAUAGAUGGAUGUAUUAAAGAAGAUUCUUCUAUGGAAAAACUUCAGCCUAAAAAGAUGAAGAAUUGUUCUCAGGACUUUAAAAAGACUGCUGAUCUACUAACUGUUGGUUUAGAACAUUCAGCCUCCACACACGGGACUGUUUUGAACCCAUCAACUGUAAUAGAGGAGACUGAAACUGUGGAAGAAAUUGAUGAAGCAUUGAAGGUGGCAGGGAAAAAUUUUGAACAAUUAAGUAUUGCUGUAAAAGUGCUCGAACACAUAUACAAUCAAACAAAAGAGGAGACAGUCAGUCUUAUAGAGGUUUUGGAGAAACAGUUUGAUCAGCUUUUCACUUCUCUUGAUUCCAGGAAAAAGAACCUGUGUGAAGAGGUAGUAAGAAAUACGGAUGAUUACUUAUCAAAUAUAAUAACGGCUAAAAGAUACAUUGAAGUGAAAAAAAAUGAUUUGGAUGCAGCUAUGAAGAUAGCAAGAGAAUUAAAAUCCACACCUUCUCUAAGAAUAUACUGUGACCUCAAUCAGAUUAUCUGGACUUUGAAAUUAACAUUUGAGAGUGAAUUGUCACAAGUCAGCUCUCUAAAACUAAGGAACUCUCCCAAGUUGAAUAUGAAUUGCAGUGAGAUCAUCUGUAUGUUCAACAGUAUGGGAAAGAUUGAAUUUGAGGAUUCAACAAAAUGUGAUCCUCAAGAAAGUGAAAUGGGACAGAAUGUUCAAAAGAAAUAUAAUCAUAAAAAGGAAUUUUCUUGUAGUGGUACAUACCCAUCACUAGAAAAGAAAAAGGUUGACGUUUCUAUCCAAACUAGUGAAGCCCCCCCACCAACUCCUUUGCAACGGGAAAGCAGUGAUACGCACUUAGAAGCAAAACACUUCCCGCCACAGAGCGAGGUUGUUGCAGUAACCCCCUGUGAAACCCUUGCUGCUCUGCCUCAGGCGGGACCGAGCCCUGAUGUGAUCAUCGAAGAAGUCAUCGAAGAAGACCUGGAAAGUUCUCCAGAGCUAGUUUUUGUAAGCCACGUAGUACAUCCUUGCCACUUCUACGUUCGGAAGUAUUCACAAGUAAAAGAUGCAACAGUAUUGGAAAAGAAGGUGAAUCAGUUUUGCAGUAAGAGUGUGUACCUUGAUCCUUCAGACGUUUUGGAGCUAGGUGCAAGAAUAUUUGUCAACAGUAUUGAAAAUGGAAUGUGGUGUCGAGGAACUAUUACUGAAUUAAUUCCAAUAGGAAGUGAAAGUAUUAGAAAACCUUGUAUUCAAACCAAAUUCUCAGUCCACAAAGUUGCACUAAUACAAAUAUUCAUGGUAGAUUUUGGAAAUUCUGAAGUCCUAAUUGUUGCAGGAGUUGGUGAUACUUAUGUGAGAUCAGAACACAUUGCUAAGCAGCAUGUUGCACUAAAUGACUUGUGUCUGGCUCUGAGGAAGUCUGAGCCAUAUAUUGAAGGGCUGCUGAAAGACAUCCAGCCAUUAGCACAGCCAUGCUCAUUGAAAGACAUUGUUCCACAGAAUUCAACUGAAGGCUGGGGAGAAGAAGCUAAAAUAGAAUUUUUGAAAAUGGUAAAUAAGAAGGCUGUUUUGAUGAAAGUUUUUAAAGAAGAAGAUGGCGUGCUAAUUGUAGAUCUGCAGAAGCCACCAGCAAAUAAAAUAAGCAGUGAUAUGCCUGUGUCUCUUAGAGAUGCAUUAGUUUUUAUGGAACUAGCAAGGUUUAGGUCUCAGUUGCCAAGAAGUCACUCUGAAAAAAAUACGACUUUACACUAUCAUCCACCUCUUUUGCCUAAGGAAAUGACAGAUGUUGCAGUUACGGUUUGUCAUAUAAAUAGUCCUACUGAUUUCUAUCUUCAGUUGAUAGAGAGCCUGGAUUUUUUAUUUCUAUUAAAGGCAAUUGAGGAAUUCUAUAAAAAUGAAGAUGCAGAAAAUCUGGAAAUCCUCUGUCCAGUUCAAGAUCAAGCCUGUGUAGCUAAAUUUGAAGAUGGAGCUUGGUACCGAGCAAAAGUUAUCGGAUUGCCUGGACAUCGUGAAGUUGAAGUUAAAUAUGUGGAUUUUGGCAAUACAGCAAAAAUAACACUUAGAGAAAUGCGUAAAAUAAAGGAUGAGUUUCUGAAUCCUGCAGAGAAGGCAAUUAAAUGUAAGCUGGCCUAUAUUGAACCAUGUAAAGGGACACUGCAGUGGUCAAAAGAAGCUACAGAAAAAUUUCAAGAAAAGACUCAAGAUAAGUUUAUGACAUGUUCAGUCAUUAGAAUUCUGGAAGACAAUGUGCUCUUAGUUGAGCUUUUCGAUUUUCUUGGUGCUCCUGAAAUGACUCCUACCAGUGUUAAUGACCAGCUAGUUAAAGAGGGCCUAGCAUCUUAUGAAGUAGGAUAUACCCUCAAAGAUAAUUCCAAAAAGCAUACUGAAGUAUGGGAUCCUUCUCCAGAAGAAAUUAUUUCGAAUGAAGUAAACAACUUAAAUCCUGUAUUUGCAAAAUCGCUACCUAAUGAGGAUCUGCAAUCACUUUAUUAUAAGGAACUGCCUGUGUACAUCUACAAUGUAGUGUCUCCUGAGAAGAUUUAUGUUCAGUGGUUAUUAACAGAAAACUUACUUCAUAGCUUAGGAGAAAAGAUGGUCUCUGCUUAUGAAAACUCAAAAUGGGAACCUGUUAAGUGGAAGAGCAAUAUGCACUGUGCUGUUAAGAUCCCAAAUGAAAAUCAGUGGCAAAGGGGCCAGAUCAUCAGAAUGGUUACAGACACAUCGGUGGAGGUCUUGCUGUAUGACGUGGGUGUUGAACUAGUCGUGGAUGUUAACUGUUUAAGAGAACUUCAGGAAAACCUAAAGACCGUGGGAAGAUUAUCUUUGGAAUGCUCUCUUGUUGAUAUAAGACCAGCUGGUGGGAAUGACAAAUGGACAGCGACAGCCUGUGACUGUCUCUCACUGUACCUCACUGGAGCCGUAGCAACCAUCGUCAUACAGGAAAACGACACAACAUGGCCAUUACCUGUGAAAAUUUUCUGCAGAGAUAAAGAAGGAGAGUGUGUUGAUGUCUCCAAAUAUUUGAUUAAAAGGGGUUUGGCUUUGAGAGAAACGAGAACUAAUAAAUUAUAUAACAGCCAUUCAUUAUCCCAGAAGUCUCUGGAAAUCCCACUGGUACAAGGAGAGUCAGUGGUUACUAAGUGUAUUAAAAUUAACUCUGACCCUGACAAAAAAGCUGCUGAUAUUCUCAGUGAACACGAGGUGUCUGAAUUUAAGGAGAAAAUUCUAGAACCAAGAACCACUGGAUGCUAUAAACCACCAGCUAUUCCUAACCAGAAAGUAUUUGAGGCAGUAGUCAGCUGCAUUGGUGACGAUGGAACUAUAUUUGUGGUACCUAAAUUAUCAGAAUUUGAACUAAUAAAAAUGAUGAAUGAAAUUCAGAGUAAUUUAAAAUGCCUUGGUCUUUUGGAGCCUUAUUUCUGGAGAAAGGGAGAAGCUUGUGCAGUAAGGGGAUCAGAUACCUUGUGGUAUCGAGGCAAAGUAAUGGAAGUCAUUGGCGGCACUAUCAGGGUACAAUAUUUAGAUCACGGAUUCACUGAGAAGAUUCCACAGUGUCAUCUUUACCCUAUUUUGCUGUAUCCUGAUACACCCCAACUUUGUAUUCCUUGUCAGCUCUAUAAUACCAUACCUGUCGGGAAUGUCUGGCAACCAGAUGCAGUGGAACUCCUUCAGGAACUGCUUUCAAAGAGAGAGGUGGAAGUUCACAUUAUGGAAUUACCAGAAAAUCCAUGGGAGAAAUUAUCUGUUCAUCUCUAUUUUGAUGGAAUGUCACUUUCUUAUUUUAUGGCACACCAUAAGUAUUGUACUUUUGAACAUUCUGAGGAAAUAUUGAAGGAAAAACCAACAGAUUACAAUAAAAAGUAUGAUGAAGAGAGAUGGGAAAUAAGGUUUGAGGAAUUGCUCUCGCCUGAAACAGAGACUCCUAUUUUACCGCCAUAUUUGUCUUCACCUCUUCCUCCCCCUGGAGAGCGCUACGCUGUUCAAGUUAAGCACGUUGUCUCACCCAGCGAAGUGUAUAUUUGCCUUGACUCUGUAGAAAACUGUAAUCUGGUUAAGCAGCAUGACGACACAGUUGACAGUGGAGUCAGCUGGGAACCUGAGCCUGAGAGCCUUGAGGAAGCUCUAGGGAGGUUCAAUGUGGAUGUGGAGACAUUCCCUCCUCUGACGGACUUCAGAACAGAAAUGCCUUGCCUUGCAGAAUAUGAUGAUGGCAUAUGGUACAGAGCAAAGAUUGUUUCCAUUAAAGAAUUUAAUCCUCUGGCUGUCCUGGUACAAUUUGUUGAUUAUGGAUCAACUGAAAAGCUGACAAUAAACAGACUUUGUCAAAUUCCUCCUCAUCUUAUGCAGUAUCCAGCCCAAGCCAUAAAGGUUCUCUUGGGAGGGUUUAAACCUCCCUUAAGAGAUGUAGGAAAGGCAAGAAUACCGUACUGUCCCAAGUGGAGCAUGGAAGCAUUGUGGGCUAUGAUAGACUGUCUGCAAGGAAAACAACUUUAUGCUUCUUCCGUGGCUCAGGUACCAGAACAAAUAGUGACAUUAUAUGAAGAUGAACGGUAUCCAGUUCAUAUGUCAUUAGUAGAAAUGGGGCUUGCAGACCAAGAUGAGUGAUGUGUAAGU